Molecule: messenger RNA, 1738 nt
Organism: Aphanomyces astaci
Lineage: Eukaryota; Oomycota; Saprolegniomycetes; Saprolegniales; Verrucalvaceae
Exons: 5
Coding region: 1-1545 (514 amino acids)
Molecular function (GO): oxidoreductase activity
Source: RefSeq, a predicted model, not a curated record
AUGCGGUUGCUGUGGCUGUUUGUGUGCGUUACUGCCGUGGCGGUGGCUCAGACAGUUCCGACAUGCGAUCCCACCGCCGUGCGCGUACGCAAACCUUGGAGUUUGCUGUCCACCGCCGAGAAGACCUUGUACGUGGCGGCGGUAGGCGAAGGCAUGAAGCAAGGGUUUCACCAUCGAUUUGCCGAGAUUCACACGGAUCCCCAAAGCGAGCAGGAAGCCCACGGGUGUAUGUUCAUCUACUGGCACCGCAAGUUCCUCCUCGGAUAUGAAAACAUGCUUCGCAGUCUCAAGCCUGAAUAUGCAUGCAUCACGCUACCGUACUGGGACUACGCCACCCUCUCAAGCACGUUUGUAUCGCAAAGUUGCGCCAGUGUCAACGCGUGCUCCCCCGACAUCAUCCAGUACCUGGGCGGCAACGUGGACGCGAACGCGCGGUCGAGGUGGGACCGCAUCAAUGGCGCUACCAUGGCAGGGGUCGGAUGUGUUCAGCGCAGUCCGCUCAACAACUUUUGCCAGUCCACAACUGCCUUCAACGCCAAUCGGUGCAUGGGGUGCAUCCCCCGCAACAACUACAAACGAGCGUCAGUGCCAGCUGAAGCCAACAUUGGCCAAGUGUUUGCGCAAAUCCUCGGCGGAGCCGUGUCGGGACGCGGGGGGACUCUGAGCGAAUCCACACGGGGCAUUCAAAAUGGAGUGCACAAUCAAAUGCACAAUGCGCUGUCGUCGACCAUGUCCACAAUGGCCGCGCCGGCCGAUCCGUUGUUUUACGCCCACCAUGCGCAAAUUGAUUUGAUGCAUCGCAUUUACUUUAAAUGUGUCGUGGCGGAUGCUUCGCCCUUGAAGAAGCCCGUGUUGACGGCCGCGGAAAAGCGAAAUGCCAACGACCGCCGCAUUUGGACCACCUGUGCUGGCAUUUCCCAACCAACUCAAACCAUAUACAUGUAUUCGGGGGAAGCGGGGGGUACGAAAGUGAGCGUGAACGACGUCCGCAAUCCCCUCUACCCGUUCUUCAAGGACUUGCCGCUGCAGUACUCUGCGUACGUCGACGGCGACGAUCUCGGCAAGUUUAGCUACCAAUAUCAGUACACUGGCAUGCUGGCGGACAUGCUGACCAAAUGCAAACGCUUUGUCGCCCCUCGAAGCGCGUUGUUUCUGGACGAAGACCACAGCUACAGUGUCAACCCUGACUACACCGACCGAUGCGUCGAGCGACCUCGGCUGCCGUGCGAAGUGAAUGAAAUGUCGUUCUUGGACUACAUGUCCGCGACGGCUGGCGAGCGGGGGUGGUCCCACAAAGAACUUGUGCAGCAACUCGAAGCCGUGGUGUGCAUCCAUCAGCACGAGUGCCUCGGGCAGUGCACCGAUUACUCGGACGAAUUCAAGCGAACGUUCCGACCGUCCGGCCCCCCACGUUGUAAAACCAUUGUAGACCGUCUGCAAAGCAAGAAACUGUUCAUUAAACUCCCCAAGUGGCGCCAAGUCAUGGCCAAGUACUUUCCCUGUCUGUCUGACGGCUCGGCAGACGAACACGCACCCGACAUGUGAGCAUGAGAGGCGGCGGCAACCAGAUGUUGAAUUGUGUGAUGUUGUCGAGACGAAGACUUGUGUAACCUGUGUUCGCCGUAUAUACGUAUAUAAUGGAAUAUGAUGUACAUUACGUAGCAGUACAGUGUAGGUCCAACGCUGGAAAGCGUGACGAUUUUGUAGAGGCUUUGGAAAUAACAAGACUGUAACUUAC